UCACUCGCUCAGAGAGAGAGAGAGAGAGAGAGAGAGGACGGAGAAGAUAUGGCUCAGAUUAGUGCUGCUUCUCUAAUCAGUCCAUGGAUUAUUCUUCUUCUAAUUACCGAAAAUAUAAUCUUCUCUUUCCGGCCCACUAUUCAUCUUUUGCCCUUCGUUCUCAUUCCAACACUAUAAACCCUAGAAGUUCUACUCCUUCUGCGACCAUCAUCAGCCCCCAAUCCAGUUUUGGAAGAGAAAGGUUGUCCAAAAAAAACCCAGGUCGGGGAAUCUGCGCAUUCCGCAAGAUGUUCCAACCAUUUUCAAAAUCAAUCGUUUUCGAAGAUUACGAAAUCGGGUAAGUACAGCACGGCUCUUUCUCAUUUCAACGAGUUGCAGUUAAAGGACAUUGAGCUAGAUUUGUAUACCUUCAACAUUGCAAUUAACUGCUACUGUUGCGCGAAUCGAGUUGGCUUUGGGUUCUCUCUUUUAGGCAGCAUCUUCAAACGCUGUUACACGCCUAAUGUAGUUACCUUCACCACUCUGUUAAAUAGGCUUGUUGCACAAGAUAAAGCUGGUGAGGCUCUCUCCCUUUUCAACAAGUUGCAGUUACAAGACAUUGAGAUAAAUUUGUAUUCCUUCAACAUUGCAAUUAACUGCUACUGUUGCACGAAUCGAGUUGGCUUUGGGUUCUCUCUUUUAGGCAGCAUCUUCAAACGCGGUUAUACGCCUUGUGUAGUUACCUUCACCUCUCUGUUAAAUGGACUUAUUGUACAUGAUAAAACUGUUGAGGCCGUGGAGUUUUUUGAAAUAAUUGUCAAAAAAGGCGAAUUCAAACCCGAUGCGUCGAGGUAUGGAUCGUUUAUAAACAGGCUAUGCAAAAUGGGAAACAAGGGAGCGGCUAUUAGUUUUCUGAGGAUAGCGGAAGAUGGAGGUUUAAAACCUAACACAACGACAUAUAGCAUGAUCAUUGACCGUCUUUGCAAGGAUGGUAUGGUGGAUGACGGUGUCUACUUCUUAGUAGAAAUGAAAAGCAAAGGUAUUCGUGCAAAUGUUGUCACUUAUAACUCUUUGAUUGAUGGCCUAUGCAAACAUGGAAAGUGGAAGGAGGCUACAGGAAUGCUAAGAGAAAUGGUGGAUAGUGGCAUUUCUCCGGAUGUUUGUACAUCAACUGUGUUGGUCAGUGCACUUUGCAAGCAAGGGAUGAUAAAGAAAGCGGAGGAGCUACUUGAAGACAUGAUAGCAAGAGGAGUUGAUCCUGAUAUAGUCACAUAUUCUACUCUCAUGAACGGAUAUUGUUUGCAAGGCUUGGUGGAUGUCUUGAGCUUUCUUCAAUGAUGACUACUGUGAAGUCCCAAGAAGCCGCCUCCUCUUCCACACCUCACUGCCAUUACCAUGUGUUCUUGAGCUUUAGAAGCAAAGACACUCGCAAGACUUUCACCGAUCACCUCUACACGGCUUUGGUGCGUGCUGGAUUUCGCACCUUCAGGGACGAUGACGAGAUAAGAAGAGGAGAAAAUAUGAUGGCCGAGUUGCAAAAAGCGAUUCAGGAGUCUAAGAUUUCGAUAGUUGUCUUGUCAAAGACGUAUGCAUCUUCGAGCUGGUGCCUUGACGAGCUUGUGAUGAUCCUCAGACGCAGGAAGACCUCAGUUGGAACCGUGGUUUUACCUGUCUUCUAUGACGUGGAUCCAUCCCACGUGAGGAAGCAAAUGGGAACUUUCAAAGAAGCGUUUAACAUGCAUGAAGACAGAAUUGAAGCGGAAACUGGUGAAAGUAAAACAGAAUGGAAGAGCAAGGUGGAAGAAUGGAGGGGGGCACUCAGAGAAGUGGCAGAUUUAGCAGGGAUGAAUUUACAAAGUCAAGCUGAUGGACACGAGGCAAGGUUUAUCGAGAAAAUUAUACAAGUGGUUGGAGAAAAAUUACGUCGCAGUGUCUUGUACGUUGCCCCCCACCCAAUUGGAAUACAUACUCGAGCCAAAAGCAUUCAGCUUUGGUUAGAAGAUGGGUCCACUGAUGUUGGCAUAGUUGCAAUUUGCGGGACAGGCGGAAUAGGCAAGACAACCAUUGCCAAAUUUCUAUACAACCAGAACUUCUCAAAAUUUGAAGGUAGUAGCUUUCUUGCAAAUGUAAGGGAAAUUGCGAAACAACAGGAUGGUUUCCUUCGUCUACAGAAGCAGCUUCUUUCAGAUGUUUUGCAAGGCAGAAAGGAAAAGAUAUACAAUAGGGAUGAAGGAAUUGUUAGGAUUAAAGACACCUUAUGUUGCAAGAGAGUUCUUGUGGUUCUUGAUGAUGUCGAUCGACAAGAACAAGUAGAAGCAGUACUUGGAAUGCGAGAUUGGCUUUUUCCAGGGAGCAAAAUCAUCAUAACCACUAGGCACGAGCGGUUGCUAUGGGCUCACGAAGUUUGCAAGGUACAUCGGGUGGAAGAACUGGAUUUUAACGAAUCCUUGGAGCUCUUUAGUUGGCAUGCCUUUGGAAAAAGCUAUCCCGUGAGUGACUAUGUAGAGGUCUCAGAAAGGGUGGUACAAUACUGCGGAGGGAUUCCAUUAGCUAUUAAAGUUUUGGGUUCUUCUCUGUCUGGGAAAAGUUUAAACAUAUGGAAAAGUCAAUUAGAAAAAUUGAAAGCAAUUCCUGACAGAGAAAUCCUUGAAAAACUCAGAAUAAGCUAUGACUCUUUACAAGAUGACCACAACCAAAAAUUAUUUCUUCAUCUUGCUUGUUUCUUCGUUGGGAUGGAUAAAGAUCAGAUUGUUACAAUCCUUGACGUAUGCGAGUUUUACACCGUGGUUGGAAUUCAAAAUCUCAUUGAUAGAUGUCUAUGUACAAUUGAUGAACGUAACACACUGGUGAUCCAUCAAUUGCUUCAAGAUAUGGGAAGAGAAAUUGUCCGCCAAGAAUCACCCGAUGAGCCAGGAGAACGUAGCAUCCUCUGGAGUCAUAUGGAUUCCUUCAAUGUUUUGAGAGAAAAUACUGGCACGAGCAAAAUCGAAGGCCUUGUUCUCGAUAUGCAUUUGGUGAACAGAGAUAAUUCUUCCAGGACAAUCUCGAAUGCCAAUAGAAAGCGUCGCUUCGAAGAAUUCCUCGAGCCAUUAUUGUCAAACUUGGGCAAUGCAGUCAAAAGAUGUCGUUCUAGCAUCUUCCCCUCUCACAUGGCAGCCACUGCUCCAGAAAAUUCAAAUCAAGUGGCUUUGGACGCUAAUGCAUUUGCAAGGAUGCGCAAACUGAAACUUUUACAGCUCAAUCAUGUACGUAUUAGUGGACCCUAUAGAAAUCUUCCCAAAGGAUUAAGAUGGCUGUAUUGGCGUGGAUUUCCUCUUAAAUCGAUACCUGGUGAUUUUCCUAUGGAGGACCUAGUUGCUCUUGACAUGCACUAUAGCAAUUUGAAAAAUGUAUGGGAUGGAACCAAGAUUCUCAAGUCAUUAAAAAUCCUCAAUCUAAGUGAUUCUCAUAACCUCACCAAAACUCCCGACUUCUCAGCACUCCCCAAUCUCGAGAGGCUGAUGCUUAAAAAUUGUUCAAGUUUGUAUGAGGUUGAUGAAUCCAUUGGAUGCCUAGAGAGACUUGCUUUGUUAGAUUUGGAAGGCUGCGAAAAUCUGAGGAAGCUUCCGAGAGGCCUCGGUAUGCUGAAAUUUUUGGAAACUCUUGUAAUCUCUAGAUGCUCAAAUCUUGAGGAAUUGCCAACAGAGAUCGGGAAUAUGGGGUCGCUAACAGUGCUCCAUGCAGACGGGAUUGACAUAAAUCGAGUACAUUCUACCACUGGGGAAGCGAAAGCACCGCAAUCUCUCAUCCGGCAUGGGCUGUUGAAGCCAAGAAAGAGCCUACAAGUUUGUUUACCACGGUCCUUGGUAAAAUUGCGUCUUGCAAAUUGUAAUCUUUCCGACGAUGCUUUCCCCAAAGAUCUUAGCAACCUAAUCUCGUUGAAGUUGUUAGAUCUGAGCCAAAAUCCGAUUUGUAACCUCCCCGAAGGCAUCAGAGGUCUUACCGGGCUCGAGAUCCUUCACUUAUCAUCGUGCACAAGUCUCCGGACACUCAUAUUGAUCCACAAGUUGCGAGAACUGUGGAUCGGACGUAAUCCGCUGUUGGAGAACAUAACUGUUCCAUCGGCUUCUCACCGUCCGACCACCACUUAUUUCUCAAGCAGUCUGGACAAUCUAGUUGGUUUCAAGGGCCCAUUCAAGUUAGAACCCAUAGGAGAUGUCGACACGGAGAUUCUUACCAAUUUGGGCUUGUCGAACUUGGGAUCCAUGGAAAACACAAAUGCAAAGCUGAUUACAACCAAUAUCAACAAACCAGAGAUGCUUCCCAUCCAGGGAUGUCCCGAAGAUCAUAUAUUCACCACUUUCCUUCCGGGAAGCAAGGUUCCGCUCUGGUACAAUUUCAGGUGUCAAGGAUCCUCGAUAAGUUUUACCGCGCCUUCACAUCGCAAUUCCAGACUACAAGCCCUGAGUGUGUGUGCUGCUUAUAGAAUCUCCUACGACAAAAAGUAUUCUCGGAUUCAAAAGUACCCGCAUACUACAGUCAGCAGCACGAACAAGGGCGUGAUGUGGAGCUACUGCCCGCGUGUCUUUGGAAUUCCAGAAGCCGGCGAUGACAUGAUGUGGUUGAGUUACUGGAAGUUUGAGCAGCUGGAAGGCGGCGAUGAGCUUACGGUUUCGGUGGAUGGAGGUGAGUUCAUGCAGGCAAUGGAGGUCGGAGUCUACCUCGUGUACAAGGACGUCGAGCAUGAAGAGAAGAGCACCCGAUCGGUCCGUGGCGAAGAGAUAUAUCAGCGUACCACCGUGUACGGUAACGUCGUUCCGGGAAUCGUGUCUGCGCAUUCGGUGGGCACAAAGCUCUACCAAGUCGGCCACCAUUGGGAUGGUUUCAAGUGCGAGUAUUGUCCUCGCGGUGUGGCCCCUUUUCCUUGGACCCUCUCCGCUGCUUAUGAUGAUGAGAUCAAGGAGCCAUUUUGUUUUGCUGAUAUGUGCAAGGUCAAAUCUCUUGGCUGUUGAUUUGGUUUGUGUUGUGUUGAAAAGUGAGCUUGAUUAGGAUCGAGCCAGAUAAGUUUCACAGGGCAAGUGGAUGAUCGGGAGAAGAAGAACGUGGAACACUGUUCCUUUAUCAAGCUUGAAGAAUAUGGAGCUUCCGUAAUAUAUUUUGGAAUUUGCAAAAUAAAUGAGACUAUCUCAUCUUUGUUUUUGUUAUUGUUUUGCCUAUAUAUAUGGGUUAUAAUUUGUAUUGCAAAAGUGUGGGAGUUGAGUAAGAUAAAUUAAGAAGAGAGACGUGAGUGAGCUUCGUAAUUGUUUGAGUGCUUUAUCCAUAAAAAUGUGCUUACUAUUGUGCGUGAGAAGUCUACUCCUUCCAUCA
Messenger RNA from Rhododendron vialii, 5325 nucleotides. Its product is annotated as disease resistance protein RPV1-like. The record is from RefSeq and is a predicted model, not a curated record. Bases 1314 to 4970 code for a protein of 1218 amino acids. NCBI's taxonomy places the organism in Eukaryota, Viridiplantae, Streptophyta, Magnoliopsida, Ericales, Ericaceae. The transcript is spliced from 5 exons. Gene Ontology annotation, biological process: defense response; signal transduction. Gene Ontology annotation, molecular function: protein binding; ADP binding.